CAUAGCACAAAACAGCAGAAGUAGAGAGAGACAGUGUAGAAGAAACACGUGAGUUUGUGAUUAACUAAAAUACUUUGAAGGAAUGGAAUAAAUGACACCUAUACAGCUUUUUAGAAGAAACAUGUUCAUUUGCAAACAGGUCAUUUGUUCAUAUGCAAGUUACGGGAUGAGAAAAAGCGCGCCAACCUAACAGUUGCUUCAGCUGAUGUUAUUGCAUUGUACACAUUAACAUUAAAGUAAGCACUAUUAAAUACAUUAUGUCAGAGUCCACGACCCCUGGAAAAAAGGGCAAUUUGACCGGAAGUGCCAGAAAAUUAAAGGACGACGCUGCAGAUUGGCAUAAUCUCAUCAUGAAAUGGGAGCGAUUAAAUGAAGAGGGAUCCACGAUUGCGACUAAAAUUGUUAAUCUGGGAUUGAGCAAAAAAUCAGAUAUUGAGCCUGAUGUUGUGAUGGAAGGAGGCCGUUUGGCGGCUGGAGACUUCUCACAGAAUCUGAAACGGAGCAAUCAAGAGCUGGAGGAAGAAUGUGUGAAGUUACAAGACGUUGUGGAUAAAAUGGCAAACAUACUGUUAAAGAUGGAGAAGAUGGUCCAUGCCGAGUGCGGGAUCUGUGAAUUAGAAGCGUUCCAGUGUGGAGAGAGAGGAAGAGCAGCACCACUGUUUCACACGUGGUCCACUCAACAGUUUGUUGAAGCUUCUUCCAAGCUUUACGAGUCAUACAAGCAGGAGUUGGCGCUGAAGAAGACUAUACUACAAGAAUUGGCCCACACUGCUAAUGCUGAUCUUUCUAUGGUCUACCUGUCAUCAUGGCUGUAUCAACCCUACAUUGAGGACAGUGGAAAACUGCUACUAGAGAGUUUGCUAUUGGAAACAGGUCACAGACCUUUAUGAUUCAGUCUGUGCAAGAGGACUAUGUAAAUAAAUUAAAAGCAUAUAAUGACAUGUAUACAGCUUUGAUUUAAUCGGUUUAACCUUCAAAUUUAUUUCUCAAAAAUAUCCUCUUUUUAUACUGUAUUACUUCCCUGUAAGCAGUCUGUACCAUACAAAGUCUUAACUCCAUAAACUCACUCACAAAAGUUUUAAUGUCAUAUUUGAACAUGUCCCUUUGUAUUAAAAAUGCUGAGAUGUUUCAAAAACACAGUAAAUCAGAUAUUAUAUAAAAAGUAAUAAAAUAGUGCAACAACUUUUCAAAUGACUUUUGCACUAGACAAACUUCUAAAGAACAGAAACAAUGGAACAUCUGAGGCUGCAGUUUAAGAUUAUAAGCACCUCAAGUCUUCUCCGUUUGUUUUACAAAUCUAGAGCGUUUUCUUACUGCUUGGAGUGGCCAGUUAUCAAAACCGAAACAUCCCAUCUCAAAAUACCAUGUUUGUAGGUCAGACCUCUAGGGGUCAACUAUUUUCAGCCUUAAGAUAAGGGUUAAUUCUCGAACAAAUGAACGUUCAAAAGUGUUUGAAUAAAUAAAAUGUGAUAGGGUACCAAUUUAAACUGUAUUGUAACUACAGCCUGGUUUUCUAACAAAAAGGAACGGUUAUGUACAGAUGUCACUGGAUGGCCAGCUAAGUGUACACAGUAUCACAAAAAUCAUACCACAGCUUUUACUGAACCUCACUGGAGUCCAUAACUUAGUUUUGGCAGAUAGUAUUUUCUUUUCUCCCAUCUAUGCAUGUUGUGAAAGAUUGAGUUUCCAGAAUGAAAAGCACUGGAUUCCCUCCACGAUUUAGUGUGUUGUUACAAGUAUUUCCCACCAUGUCAUCACUUUCCCUGUGAGAGGUGUAAUGCGCAGCUACAUAGUCAUGGACUCCGAAACCAAUGGUUAAGAUAUGCUAACAUAAGUGAACAUUCUCUAAAAUUGGAAAUGAACAAUGACUUCUUUGUAUAAACAGAAAAAACACUAA
Messenger RNA from Onychostoma macrolepis, 1897 nucleotides. RefSeq names its product cyclin dependent kinase 2 interacting protein (gene cinp). The transcript is spliced from 4 exons. The coding region runs from base 258 to 890 and encodes 210 amino acids. The record is from RefSeq and is a predicted model, not a curated record. Lineage: Eukaryota; Metazoa; Chordata; Actinopteri; Cypriniformes; Cyprinidae.